This is a messenger RNA of Plasmodium relictum, 3183 nucleotides long. It is a transcript of the gene M1AAP, whose product is annotated as M1-family alanyl aminopeptidase, putative. Gene Ontology annotation, molecular function: zinc ion binding; metallopeptidase activity; aminopeptidase activity. The transcript has a single exon. Gene Ontology annotation, biological process: proteolysis. NCBI's taxonomy places the organism in Eukaryota, Apicomplexa, Aconoidasida, Haemosporida, Plasmodiidae. The coding region runs from base 1 to 3183 and encodes 1060 amino acids. The record is from RefSeq and is a predicted model, not a curated record. Gene Ontology annotation, cellular component: cytoplasm.
AUGAAUUUAAGAAAAAUACUUAGCUAUAAUUUUUUUAUUAUAUCAGUUUUAAUUUUAGCAAAUUCUCUUAACAAGCAUAAAAAUACUUGCAUGAUAAAAAAUAUUUUUCAAAUUAAUUCACACAGAGUGACAAGUCGUUUGCUAAAAUCUAAUUCAAGUCAAAAAAAUUUAAUUAAAAAUCUAAAUUUUAAACACUUAAUUCAUGAAUUAUCAUUUAGCAAAUUUGUAAAUUUAGAUUUAUUUCAAAAGGAUAUUUUUAAGAACGUAAACAGUAGAAUCAAACCUCAGUCAUACAUAAUACAGAAAAGAUUAAUGAGUGAAAACGGGGAUAGGAAUUCAUCAGAUAAGGAUAGAAAAAGAAGCGGCCCAAUAGUUAAAAGUGGAGGCAAUACUCAAGGGAAAAAAAUGAAAGUACUUAAUGAAGCCUCAGGAACGACAAGUAAAACAGAAGAAAUAGUUACACAAACAGGAAACGGAGGCGAUGAUGUAUCUGAUAAUAAUAAAGAAUCUCCUAAAGUAAUUUACAGGACUGAUUACAAGCCAAGUGGUUUCAAAAUACAUAAUAUCGGAUUACAUAUAGAUAUCCAUGAAGAUCAUACUACAGUAUCAUCUGAUUUAGAUAUGGAAACGAGUUUACACUAUGGAGGAGAAGAUUUAAUUUUUGAUGGUGUUGGCUUAGAAAUAAAAGAGAUAUAUAUAGAUGGAUCUUUAUUGCAUGAAGGAGAGCAUUAUACAUAUGAUAAUGAGUAUUUAACUAUUUUUUCUAGAAAUGUACCAAAAAGUAAUUUUAAAUUUUCUUCUAAAGUAAUUAUACAUCCUGAAACUAACUAUGCAUUAACAGGUAUAUAUAAAUCAAAAAAUAUUAUUGUUUCCCAAUGUGAAGCAUCAGGCUUUCGUCAUAUAACAUUUUUUAUUGAUAGACCAGAUAUAAUGGCAAAAUAUGAUGUAACAUUAACUGCAGAUAAAAAAAAAUACCCAGUAUUAUUAAGUAAUGGAGACAAGGUAAGUGAAUAUGAUUUAACUGAAGGGAGACAUGGAGCAAGAUUUGUUGACCCUUAUUUAAAACCAUGCUAUUUAUUUGCUGUAGUUGCAGGAGACUUAAAACAUUUAAGUGAUACAUAUGUUACGAAAUUUUCUAAAAAGAAGGUAGAAUUAUAUGUAUUUAGUGAAGAAAAAUAUGUAUCUAAAUUAAAAUGGGCUUUAGAAUGUUUAAAAAAAGCUAUGGCAUUUGAUGAAAAUUAUUUCGGUUUAGAAUAUGAUUUAACUAGAUUAAACUUAGUUGCAGUAUCUGAUUUUAAUCAAGGAGCAAUGGAAAAUAAAGGAUUAAAUAUAUUUAAUGCUAAUUCACUAUUAGCCUCAAAAAAAAAAUCUGUAGAUUUCUCCUUUGAAAGAAUAUUAACAGUUGUAGGCCACGAAUAUUUUCAUAAUUACACAGGGAAUAGAGUUACAUUGAGAGAUUGGUUUCAGUUAACUCUAAAAGAAGGGUUAACUGUUCAUAGAGAAAAUCUUUUUUCAGAACACAUUACCAAAACAGCUACAUUUCGUUUAGAUCAUGUGAAUUAUCUAAGAAGUGUUCAAUUUUUGGAAGACUCUUCACCAUUAUCACAUCCAAUAAGACCUGAAUCCUAUGUAAGUAUGGAAAAUUUUUAUACAUCAACAGUUUAUGAUAAAGGUAGUGAGGUUAUGAGAAUGUAUCUAACAAUUUUAGGUGAAGAAUAUUACAAGAAAGGUAUGGAUAUUUAUAUAAAAAAAAACGAUGGAAAAACUGCAACAUGUGAAGAUUUUAAUGAAGCAAUGAACGAAGCAUAUAAACUAAAAAAAGGUGAUAGUAAUGUUAACCUAGAUCAAUUUUUAUUAUGGUUUUCACAAAGUGGAACUCCCCAUGUUACUGCAACUUAUUCAUAUGACAAAGAUAAAAAAGAAUUUACUGUUAAAUUAAGUCAAUAUACAAAAGAAGAUGCUAAUCAAAAAGAGAAGAAAGCCUUGUUUAUUCCAAUUAAAAUUGGUCUUAUCAACCCCCAAAACGGAAAGGAUAUUAUUCCAGAAGCUUUGCUCGAAUUUACCAAAGAAAAUGAAAUCUUUGUUUUUAAAAAUAUUGAAGAAAAACCAAUUCCAUCUUUGUUCAGAGCAUUUAGUGCCCCAGUUUAUAUUAAAGAUAAUUUAACUGAUGAAGAGCGUAUUUUGUUACUUAAAUAUGAUACAGAUGCAUUUGUUAGAUUUAACGUUUGUGUAGAUUUAUACAUAAAGCAGAUUUUAACAAAUUAUAAUGAAAUUUUACAAGCUAAAAAUGAAGGUAAGGAUAAACCUGAAUUAACACCUGUCAAUAAAGAAUUUAUUAAUGCUAUCAAAUAUUUAUUGAAUGAUUCAAAAGCUGAUCCUGGUUUUAAAUCAUACAUGAUAACUCUACCUAAUGAUAGAUAUAUUAUAAAUUUUGUAAAUAAUUUAGAUACAGAUGUAUUAUAUGAAACUAAAAAUUUUAUUUAUAAGCAAAUUGGCAAUGAAUUAAAUGACGACUACUUUACAAUUUUCAAAAGCAUAAAACCGAAAGCUGAUGACAUGACCCAUUUUGAUGAUGAAUCUUACGUUGACUUUGAUCAAAUAAAUGUAAGAAAAUUAAGAAACACACUGUUAUCAUUGCUAAGUAAAGCAAAAUAUCCAAAGAUUUUGGAAUACAUUAUGGAACAAUCUGAUUCACCUUAUCCUACAAAUUGGCUUACAAGUCUUACUGCUUCUGCAUAUUAUGAUAAAUAUUACGAACUUUAUGAAAAAACUUAUAAUCUUGCUAAAGAAGAUGAAUUACUUUUACAAGAGUGGUUAAAGACUGUAUCAAGAUCUGAUAGAGAUGAUAUAUAUGAUAUUAUUAAAAGGCUUGAAGUAGAAGUUUUAAAAGAUACUAAAAAUCCAAAUGAAAUUAGAGCAGUAUAUAGUCAAUUUAGUUUUAAUAUAAGAUACUUUAACCAUAUUUCUGGAAAAGGUUACAAAUUACUAGCUGAUGUAAUAAUUAAAACUGAUUCGUUUAAUCCUCAGUUAGCAACUCAAUUAUGUGAUCCAUUUAAAUUAUGGAAUAAAUUAGACAUAAAAAGACAAAAAUUAAUGCUUGAUGAAAUAAAUAGAAUUCUUCAAAAAGAUAAUUUAUCUACUAAUUUAAAAGAAUAUUUAUUAAGAUUGACAAAUAAAUUAUAA